This is a messenger RNA of Kwoniella shivajii, 4218 nucleotides long. RefSeq lists its product as uncharacterized. The coding region runs from base 1 to 4218 and encodes 1405 amino acids. Lineage: Eukaryota; Fungi; Basidiomycota; Tremellomycetes; Tremellales; Cryptococcaceae. The transcript is spliced from 4 exons. The record is from RefSeq and is a predicted model, not a curated record.
AUGAAUACAGGUCGACCUGCUGCUGGAAGGAGGAGAGAUGAACCUUCAGGUUCAAGAGAUACGCCAACGGGAGAACCCCGGACUAAACCUCGCAAGAAAGCUAAGACGACCACUCGAAUCACACCUACAUCUACGGCGACGGCGACACCACGUUCAGGACCUAUUCCAACACCUUAUUUAGCGUUAGCUCCUACACCGAUUUCGUCACUCUCACCCUCUACAAUCGAUCAAUUAGCUUCAACUGCCGCUUCAUCAGGAUUGGUUUUACCCUCAUCUUACCUUCGUAACAACACCUCCAAAACUCAUGAUCGCAAUCGGAAUAAAUCGACAACCACUUUAAAUUCAGUUACUACCAACAAUACAAAUCGGAUUUCAGAAAAUGGGGCAGGAGCAGGACCAUCAUCUUCUGUGAUUCCAUUACAACGCCCUUCAAGUGGUGCAAGUGGAACUGCAACGAGGAACAAAUAUGUCACUUCGUUGUUAUCACCUCCAACCAUAAUACCAGGAGGUACAUCUUCAGUACCACGUAUACAAAAUAUACCUUCUGCGAAUCCUAGAAGGGUAGGGGGUGCGAAUGGAAGUGGAGGAGGAAGAAGAAGAUCCGAAGAAAGGUUGAGAGAGAUCUAUACUAAUUCUGCAAAUGGUUUUGGUAAUCCAAGUUUAACUUCUCUAGGUCAAUUAGGUCGUAUUUUAGAAUCAGGACAUCUAAAUCAAACCAAUGAGAGAGAUGAAGAAGAAGCUGCUGAAGCAGAAGAGGAAGAAAGAUUAGCUCAAGCUCAAUUCGAAGCUCAACAUGCAAACGCAUUGAGUAAUAGAAGAAGAAGAAGAAUAGUAAGAGGUGAAAAUGCUCCUGUUAGACGAUUGACCGUCUCUUCAAGAGAAGAAGGUAGAGCUUUGGGUAUAGCUAGAAGUGCAAGUAUGAGAAGGACAAACGUUUGGGAUGAUAUACCCGAAGCAGGUGAACCACCACCGCCUUUCCCAUUUCCAACACCAUCCACAUCUCGAUUACCUCCUACAUUCUCUUCUUCCACCAAUAACCUUUCUUCCCUUACUACUGAUUCUGAUACUCAUCCAAACUCUGAACAAAGGCCAAGAUCACCCCCACCUUCGUUUGAAAUAGCUAUUGGAUUGAUACCAUCUCCACAUCCUGAUCCUGAAGCUCUGUCCAUAUCUACAUCUACUCCAUCAACACCUCGUCCUACACGUCCAGCCCUCACGCUAUCUACUACUCUUCCUCCCCCUACCACUUCCGAAGUCGCUUCUGCUUCUUCGGAACAAUCACCUUCUUCAACACAUUACGCUUCAGCACCGUCAUCGCCCACUCAAACGAUAAUAGGGUUCGAAGAUAUAAGGGAAGCUGAAAGACUAAGGAAAGAGAAGCAGGAAAAGGAUGAUAGAACAGCUUGGAAUGAAGACCUCUUAGCUGGAUACACAUUAGAAGAGAGAGUCAAACGAGAAAUGGAAAGACGUGGUAUCAAAGGACAAGAAGAAAAGCCAAUCAAGCAAGAUGAAAGUGAAGAAGAAGAUGAUACCUCUGCAUCCGAUCAUGAAACAGAGAUUAGUAUCCGUCCUGUCGAACAAGAUAAGACUAAAUCACCGGUAAAAUCAGAAUCUGUCAUACCGAUUGAGGAAGACAGGCAAUCAUCACUCGAAGCACAGACAUACAUUUCCGAUCAGAACAUUUCGACUGUUCCAAAUGUCAUCGCUGAGUCUAGCGCUUCGACUACUGCUCCAUCUUCACCACAUCUUGCUCAACAGGAAUCCGAACCAGACCCAGUACCGAAGUCCGUACUAGAUAUCGCCCAGGCUGAUGAAACAUCUGUACCUGAACCGGGGCAACAUGAUGUUGAAGAUCCCUCGUCUACCGUCGUCGAUCCAAAGGUAGUCAUUGGAGAUGCUGUUUCAUCAGACAAAACAUCACCAGCCGAAUCUAUUCCUACAUCUGGCGCUGUUAAUUCGAAGGAUAUAUCCAGUAAUGGAAACUCCACAUCACGCGAAGAAAGACCUGUAUCACCGAUCAAGCCAGACUCGAUAUCCGUCAAAAGCUCCCCAAAAGUCGACUCGGAAGUCCCGCCCAGUAUCGCCUCACUGCCUUCUCGGAGUCUCGAAACUCAGUCUGACCUGGCUAAAACUCUGAGCAGUGGCCCGGUUGAUCGAGCUUCGAUAGAUCGAGUAUCGAGCAAACCAUCAACAGCUGAUCCUGUAACACCCUUGGUAGUACCCAAGCCCUCGACUGUGGAGGACAAUCUUUUACCUGUAUCCGGGGCCAAGAUCGAAAGAAUGAAUCCGGCAACAGAGGCGAAUCCUCCGACGGCGAAGUCUGAACAUUUACACGUUCCUGGGUCCAAGCUCGAGAGACCUGUUCUGCGACGUCCGACUUCCAGCGAGCCAUUAUUCAGAUCUCAAGUUCAGAUUUCGGGAAUUAAACUUAAAUCAUCAACUCAAGGAAAUGACUCGACGCAAGGAGCCAAGACAGCAAUUGGAAACGAUACAACCAUUCCCGUAUCCGAUACAUUGGCGCCGGCAUCAGAGCCGCAGACGAAAGCCGAAGUCAAGUCGGAUCACGAGGUGACUCAAGUGAUUAGCGUUUCUACGAAAGAUGAAGAUACAAUGAACCCAAAUCGAGAGGCAGCUCUUAAACGUCGAAAUCUGCAUUCAAGAUCGCCUGUAAUCCAUACUCCCACUAUCCUGCCUCCGGCUCCAAAAGUCAAGGUCCAGGUCAUCAAGCUCAAAGAACCGAAACCUUUAUCCGGUCCUUUGAUAAAUUUCGACACGCCUACACCUUCUCCGCCGCAUACGCCGGAUACCUCAUCACGGAAGGAAAGAGCUCAUUCUCAGGAUAUAUCUGCUCUCGCAGCUUCCAGUGCCGAAUUACUCUCUCUGCUUGAAUUACAAGGCUAUCUGCAAGAAGUACCGGAUGAACCGAUUGCUGAAAGUUCUGCACAAGGAGCUGCUAGAUUGAGGCGAAAAUCGUCUUCCUCUCCCCCGCCUCCAUCACCACCGCCUGUGAAGCUGAGGAGGGUCCCUCCACCAUUGCCGAAAAUCGAUCCGAAGAAAGAUGCCAUACCUUCCUCCUCAUCCGCUGAAAUAGAACCCACAAAGACGGACAAGAAAGAUAUAGAGCAGAAAGAUAAUGGCGAAGCUAAUACGUCUUCUCGACCACCCCUCCCUGCCCGUCGUCCACCGCCACCGCCUCCGCCUCCGCCACCCCAACCACGAUUAUCGCUGAUACCCAGAAUACCACCUCCUUUACCACCUCGUCCGAUCUCAACACGGAUGAAUUCUACGGAUGCUCCUUCUACAAGCUCGAAUGAUACGACCAAAGUGUCGUCAGCCGCCGUGCUCCCGAUGCCCCCUGUGCGUCCUACUGUCGUCACCCGACUAAGUUUGUCUAGACCUAAAGGACCUAGACCGCCACCGCCUCCUCCAAGACCGAGACAAACAAGUUGGUCUAGGUUGAUGUCUCCGUUCACUUCUUCCUCUCCUCGUUCUACGAAAACCAAUGAUGUACCGCCGAUUGAAGAGUCAGAAAUGAUAGAAUCGCCUUUGAGGCCGUCAAACGAAAGAGCUAAAUCUGAUUAUCCACAACCACCAGCUAUGGUAUCGGAACAAGAGGAAGAGAGAGAUCGAGUGGUGGAAAGAUCUUCUUCAGCUAUGAAUCUCAGAUCGCCAAGUCCAGCUUCGAGCCCGACUUUGACUUCUGAUUUGAGACCUGGAGAUGAACCCUCAAUAUCAUUAGCAGACGUUGGACAAUCAACAGGUACACAUCCGGAUGAGCAGGAAAAUAUUGACGGACAAGCCGAGGGUCAAGUUGGGACAAGAAACGGAAAUGGUAACCGAGAGUGGACGGAUUUGGAUUUAUUAGUAUCCAGAAUUGAAAGUUCAGGUAGAGAAUUUGAAUCAUUCAAUCAAAUUUCUAGUUUCUUGGGACCAUCAAAAUCUCAAGCUGCGACCCCUCGAGCAUUAGAUACUCUUUUAACUGGAUUAGUCAACGUUGAUAGUAGAAGAACGACGCCACAAGGGAAAGUGAAGUUGAAAUUAUCUUUACUAGGCGUGAGAGUAUCGAAAUGUGGGAUCUGUCUAUCACAAUUCAGAGGAAAUGAAAAAGGUGUAAUGUUGCCUUCUUGUGGUCAUUCUGGACAUGAAACUUGUGCUAGAAGAUGGUUUAGGGAAAGUAACAAUUGUUGGGUUUGUAGAGAGGUUUUAAAGGAGGAAUAA